Molecule: messenger RNA, 693 nt
Organism: Ostrea edulis (European flat oyster)
Lineage: Eukaryota; Metazoa; Mollusca; Bivalvia; Ostreida; Ostreidae
Exons: 2
Coding region: 1-693 (230 amino acids)
Source: RefSeq, a predicted model, not a curated record
AUGGUAGGCAAUAUUGAGAACAUUCCUCCCUCACAUACAACCACAGCAGAUAUUGAGGAUAUUCCUCCCUCACAUACAACCACAGCAGAUAUUAAGGACAUUCCUCCCUCACAUACAACCACAACAGAUAUUGAGGAUAUUCCUCCCUCACAUACAACCACAGCAGAUAUUGAUAACAUUCCUCCCUCACAUACAACCACAGCAGAUAUUGAGAACAUUCCUCCCUCACAUACAACCACAGCAGAUAUUGAGGAUAUUCCUCCCUCACAUACAACCACAGCAGAUAUUGAGGAUAUUCCUCCCUCACAUACAACCACAGUAGAUAUUGAGGAUAUUCCUCCCUCACAUACAACCACAGCAGAUAUUGAGAACAUUCCUCCCUCACAUACAACGACAGUAGAUAUUGAGGACAUUCCUCCCUCACAUACAACCACAGUAGAUAUUGAGGACAUUCCUCCCUCACAUACAACCACAGGAGAUAUUGAGGACAAUCCUCCCUCACAUACAAUGACAGUAGAUAUUGAGGAAAUUCCUCCCUCACAUACAACGACAGUAGAUAUUGAGAACAUUCCUCCCUCACAUACAACGACAGUAGAUAUUGAGGACAUUCCUCCCUCACAUACAACCACAGGAGAUAUUGAGGACAUUCCUCCCUCACAUACAACCGCAGCAGAUAUUGAGGAUGGAAUCUAG